AUGCUAAAUUUCAUGCGUCCUUCUAGAGAAUCGCUGAAAUGUAUUAGUAAAGCUGUAUUUACGUUUCCUGUCUACCGUUACUCGUCAUACGUGAGUAGUACUAAUGAAGUGAAACAACAAAUUCCAGCUGAUGAACAAGAGAUUAAGAGACUAUCAUCAUUCGGCUUUUACGUUGGUGAAUGUUUACCUAAGUUUGUCCAAAAGGUGCAAAUAGGUCAUACCAAAGAACUUGAAAUUUGUAUUCAUCCUGAUGGAGUUGUUCCAGUUCUUUCAUUCCUGAAAUGCCAUCACAGUGCUCAAUUCUUAAACCUUUCGGAUAUUACUGCUGUUGACAUACCAUCAAGAAAAUAUAGGUUCCAGAUUGUUUAUAAUCUUCUUUCUUUGAGGUAUAACUCUCGAAUUCGUGUCUUGACCUACACAGACGAACUUACACCGAUCGACUCGUCUUGUUCCAUCUUUCAAGCAUCAAAUUGGUAUGAACGGGAGGUGUGGGACAUGUACGGUGUUUUUUUCUAUGAUCAUCCGGAUCUUCGUCGAAUCCUUACUGACUAUGGUUUUAUAGGGCAUCCUCAACGGAGAGAUUUUCCUCUAAGUGGAUAUACAGAGGUGAGAUUUGACGACCAAUACUAUCGUGUGGUUAUCGAACCCGUUGAAUUGGCUCAGGAAUUCAGGCGGUUCGAGUUCAACUCUCCUUGGGAAGCGUUCCCAGCAUUUCGGGAUUCUAAUUCACAUGAUGAGAAUUUACUAGAAUCUCCCAAUUUCGAAGGCCACUCGGGAAACUCAAAACCAAAAUUAAAUUCUAAAUAA
Messenger RNA from Schistosoma margrebowiei, 807 nucleotides. Lineage: Eukaryota; Metazoa; Platyhelminthes; Trematoda; Strigeidida; Schistosomatidae. The record is from the annotation of a GenBank genome assembly.